Messenger RNA from Vicia faba (fava bean), 363 nucleotides. The record is from the annotation of a GenBank genome assembly. Lineage: Eukaryota; Viridiplantae; Streptophyta; Magnoliopsida; Fabales; Fabaceae.
AUGGUUUACGACGUAACCCGGCGAGAAACAUUUACAGAUCUAUCUGAAGUAUGGGCAAAAGAAAUUGACCUUUAUUCCACAAAUCAAGACUGCAUGAAGAUGCUUGUUGGAAACAAAGUAGAUAAGGAGGAGGAUAGAGUCGUGUCAAAGAAAGAAGGAAUAGACUUUGCUAGGGAAUAUGGUUGCUUAUUUACCGAAUGCAGUGCUAAAACUCGAACAAAUGUGCAGCAAUGCUUUGAAGAGCUUGUUUUGAAGAUUCUUGAUACACCUAGCCUCGUAGCCGAAGGAUCUAAGGGGGUAAAAAAGAACAUUUUUAAGGACAACAUACCCCAAUCUGAUGCAUCCACAAGUGGCUGUUGCUGA